AUGAAGUCACGACUGGCAGGCGCUCUUAGAGGAGAUGAAGCAGGGACGCCCGUUAGAGGAGGGAGUUUGACCCUGUGGAUCUCCGGAUCGCAGGUUCGUGCCCGCUCAGACCCCACGAAGUUUCUGCAAGCCGGGGGGGUCCGUAAAGCCUCCCGCGCCCCUCCUCUCCCGCUUGGAAAGACGCGACUGCAGGAGCCGCCUUGCAGUCCCAGCAGGGGCGGGGCCCGGGCCCCCCCGCCCCCGGGAGUCAGGUGGGGGCGGGGCCGCGCGCCGGGGACGGAAGCGGCGGGAGAGCUCAUGGCGGUUCUUUUGACUCCGCGGUUUCGCAGACUGGGCAGCCAGAACGAGCUGGCGGGCCCGGGACUGAACGGGCCGGGCUCCGGGGCCCCCAGAGGCGGCUCCUGCCGGAAAAGGAGGACAGGAUGUACUGGUCCUUUUCAAGCUACUCAGCUAUGGAAUGGUAUUAUUCACUCCCUUCAGACCCAAGUGGAAAUUAAAAAAAGGAGGCAUCAUUUACGAACAUACAAAGACUGUUUUACUGGUUCUGAUGCUGUUGAUGUAGUAUUAAGUCAUCUUAUGCAAAACAUGAGCCUAAGUAACAAUAACAUCUCUCGUCUUAAAGGAGUCAGUCUUUGCCAAGUUCUAAUGGAUCAUAAAGUAUUUGAACCAGUAGGAAUUAAGCUAUUCAAAAAUGAAAAGGAAUUGGAAUUUGAAGAUUCCAACAAUACUCUCUACAGGUUUGUAGGCAAUAAAUUAUCUUACGUUUUUUGCAAAAGAAGAAAGGAUGCUGAGAAUGUGUUCACUGAUGAAAUAGAACCAGAAGAAAUUUUAAGAACAGAAGAUGAAAUGAUUUCAAAUCCUCUAGCACAAGAGAUUGGUGAGAAAAGAAUUGAGGAACUUACUCAUACAAUGAAUGGAAAUCCAACUUUACCUCCAAAUAUCACAGUUAACAAAUUUGUUCUCCAGCUUUCAAAAGAAGCUGUGGAAGGUGUGUGGAAGCAGCAAACACUGUUGCGCAUUCUUCAGUUGAUUCACCUUCCCUUCUUGGAAAGUAUUUUGGAGCCUCCGGUUAAAACGCAAAGUCUCCAGUUCAGCAAAGAGGAAGAUCUUGUCAUCUCUAACACUUGCCCAGACAGAGACCUUAUUCCAAGCUCAUGUCUACCUGAGACUGAUCACUGGCUAGAUGCAGCCCUGGGGUGCUUGGCGUACUUCCCUGACCAGUUAAUAGUUACAACUAAUCAGCAGUUAGUACAAAGCAGAAGCGAAGAGACAAGACUGGAUAUUCAGAAGAAGAUACUCUUUGACGUAAUCGUGAAAUAUUAUAGUCGAGAGAGAGAAUGCCUGUUAACCGAUGAGUAUUUUGACGUUCACUCAGGAAUUAUUGAACUUUUAGAAAGUGGGAAACGGCCAGAAGCCCUGGAAGCAGCACAGCUGUACGUAAGAUUGUUGCUACCCAGCAUCAGAGAAGAAUUACGGCGGCUGCUCAUGUUCAUGACUGUCGCAUCAGAGCCAAAGGCCUACAAGUUGCAAAGACAGUAUGAUAACAAAACAGUGGUCCUGAAAACUCUUGCCAAAGCAGUUUUGCAAACCAAAUCAUUAUUAAAAGAACGGACAGAACAACUGGUCUGUUUUCUACUGGAGUGUCACUCUGAACUCUUCAAGAUACCGGUCACUUUAUUGGAUCUGGUGAGUCAGCAACUUAAGAAGCUUCUCCAGGGACAAGACCCAGAUGCCGAAUCAGGUGUGGCUAGUGAUAGCACCUACACACCAGCACCUGAGGGUACUGAAGAUGUAACGAGAAAAAAUACCAAGAGCUUGACACAUGUUUUUGAACUCGUCGAUUUUGACACCUUUGAGUGCUUCUGCCGUGUUUUGUUCCACCUCUUCCACAUCGGCAAAACGUUUCCUUUUGAGGACUUUUUUCAUCUGGAGAAACCAAAAAAAAGUCACUCUGAGAGAGAUCAGGCGAAUAGACAGGAGGACACAGGGGUCAUGCCGUCUGUGCUCAAAAACUGCUGCACCCUCAGCACAGUGUGGGCAGAGGCGCUGUCGUAG
Molecule: messenger RNA, 2055 nt
Organism: Carlito syrichta (Philippine tarsier)
Lineage: Eukaryota; Metazoa; Chordata; Mammalia; Primates; Tarsiidae
Gene: DEPDC4
Product: DEP domain containing 4
Exons: 11
Coding region: 1-2055 (684 amino acids)
Biological process (GO): intracellular signal transduction
Source: RefSeq, a predicted model, not a curated record